Jaculus jaculus (lesser Egyptian jerboa) is the source of this 2284-nucleotide messenger RNA. RefSeq names its product STE20 related adaptor alpha (gene Strada). Gene Ontology annotation, biological process: protein phosphorylation. NCBI's taxonomy places the organism in Eukaryota, Metazoa, Chordata, Mammalia, Rodentia, Dipodidae. Bases 369 to 1550 code for a protein of 393 amino acids. The record is from RefSeq and is a predicted model, not a curated record. Gene Ontology annotation, molecular function: protein serine/threonine kinase activator activity; ATP binding; protein kinase activity. The transcript is spliced from 13 exons.
CCGCCCAGCAACCGACCUGGCAGCGGCGGCGGCGCGGCCACAGAACUGAGGAGGCGGAGCCGAGACGGGGUCGGUACUGCGCUCGCACUCCUAGACCAGGUUUUAAGUUUUUGAAAUUGAAGUAGGUCUACACAUUAGGAACUCAUGUCUUUUCUUCGGUGGGUCUCGGAAAAGUUCAUUGUUGAGGGCUUAAGAGAUUUGGAACUAUUUGGAGAUUUCAGUCCACAGAGAAAAUACAGAUCUCUGGAUAAUAGUACGGAACCUCAAAUCUCCUACCUUAUAAACAAAACCAAAAUUUAAAAGUACAACAGAAGCGUGUGUGGUGGUAUAGAGCACACCUGCAGCCCUCCAGGAUUUGGAGUUCAAGGAUGGGUGAAACAAAUGAGGCGAGCUCAGAGUCGAUAGCAUCCUUCUCUAAACACGAGAUCAUGAGCAGCUUUCUGCCCGAGGGCGGGUGUUACGAGCUGCUCACCAUUAUAGGUAAAGGAUUUGAAGACCUGAUGACGGUGAAUCUAGCAAGGUACAAACCAACAGGAGAGUAUGUGACAGUACGAAGAAUUAAUCUAGAAGCCUGUUCCAAUGAGAUGGUGACGUUCUUGCAGGGGGAGCUUCAUGUCUCUAAACUCUUCAGCCAUCCCAACAUAGUACCCUACCGAGCCACCUUUAUUGCAGACAAUGAGCUGUGGGUUAUCACAUCAUUCAUGGCAUAUGGUUCUGCAAAGGAUCUCAUCAGCACACACUUCAUGGAUGGCAUGAAUGAACUGGCAAUUGCUUAUAUCCUGCAAGGAGUGCUAAAGGCCUUGGACUAUAUCCACCACAUGGGCUAUGUGCACCGGAGUGUCAAAGCCAGCCACAUUCUGAUCUCCACCGACGGGAAGGUCUACCUGUCUGGUUUGCGCAGCAACCUCAGCAUGAUCAGCCACGGGCAGCGGCAGCGUGUGGUCCAUGACUUUCCUAAGUACAGUAUCAAGGUUCUGCCUUGGCUGAGCCCUGAAGUCCUCCAGCAGAAUCUUCAGGGUUAUGAUGCCAAGUCUGACAUCUACAGCGUGGGAAUUACGGCCUGUGAAUUGGCCAACGGCCAUGUCCCCUUUAAGGAUAUGCCUGCCACCCAGAUGCUGCUGGAGAAACUGAAUGGCACAGUGCCCUGCCUGUUGGACACCAGCACCAUCCCUGCUGAGGAGCUGACCAUGAGUCCCUCUCGUUCCAUAGCCAACCCUGGCCCGAGCGAGAGCCUGGCCACUGGUACCCUCAGGCCUUCUAACGGCGACUCACCGUCCCAUCCCUACCACCGAACCUUCUCCCCCCACUUCCACCACUUUGUGGAGCAGUGCCUUCAGCGCAACCCUGACGCAAGGCCAAGUGCCAGCACCCUCCUGAAUCACUCCUUCUUCAAGCAGAUCAAACGACGUGCCUCAGAGGCUUUGCCUGAACUGCUUCGUCCUGUCACUCCCAUCACCAAUUUUGAGGGCAGCCUGUCUCAGGAUCACAGUGGAAUCUUUGGCCUGGUGACAAACUUGGAAGAACUGGAAGUGGAUGACUGGGAGUUCUGAGACUCUGUGGACUAUGUUCUAUAUCCUAGGGCCCACUGGGGACCCUUCCUCAAAGCCAGCAACCCUUUUGGGAUGCAGACUGAGUAGAUGAGACACUCUGCCAACAAAACUAGCUGCUGGCUACUUAGAAGGGCAUUUUGGGGAGAGACUUUCUGGCUCUGUGGCUUUUGAGACACAAGAGAUCUGGAGGAACCGGAAAGCCGAUAUGUUCUGCUCUGGGAGCUUGGGGACUUCCUCAAAAUGAAGAGAUGCUUCUCACACUCGGGGGCAGAAGUCCAAGCCCAGAGUUUAAGCCGUUGACCAAGGGAAUUGUCACCUUUUCUCACUGCUUGCUCUCUGCCAGCCUAAUUCCAUCAUUUCUCUCAUAUCCUGUAGGGCUAAGAAGGGUCAUGUCCUAAGCAACUUUACCCUCCUUGCCCUAAGGCAUCUUAUCUCCCAGAUCAUUGAAGGGCAGAGUAUUUCUGUCUUUUUAAGUAUCAGGUCAAUUAAGGCUGGGGCCAGCAUCCUUAGCCCCUCCCCCACCCUCCACUUCUGGGCCCUGGCAUCUGAAACCACUUCUUAGCCCGUCUGUAUAGUACAUUCCUUUUCCAAGAAUCCAUAUUACGCCUCCUGCCAGCUGCUGCCUUGGUACCUCCUCCAAUGACCAUAAAAGUUUUGCCUCAUCUGAGGGCUUAAGGAAGUCCAUAGGCUGUCUUAGUUCCCUUGUCAGGACAAAUUAAAGUUUUCAGAGGAAA